AUGAUUAUGCCUGUACCCGUGCCCGGCCCGAGCCACAAAAUCGAGAUCGACCUCGACAGCGUCAUCGAGCGCCUCCUUGAGGGACGCGGUAACCGUCCCGGAAAGACGGUGAAGCUGCAGGAGUACGAGAUUCUGUACCUAUGCCAGCGGUCGAGGGAGGUCUUCAUGAGCCAGCCCAUGUUGUUAGAGCUCGAGGCACCAAUACGGGUCUGUGGCGACAUACACGGCCAAUACCCUGACCUGCUUCGCCUCUUCGAGUAUGGCGGCUUCCCACCGGAGUCAAACUAUCUCUUCCUGGGAGACUAUGUAGACCGCGGGCGACAGUCGCUCGAGACGAUCUGUCUCCUGCUCGCGUAUAAAAUCCGGUACCCCGAAAACUUCUUCCUCCUGCGCGGGAACCACGAGAGCGCGGCCGUGAACCGGAUAUACGGCUUCUAUGACGAAUGUAAACGACGGUACAGCGUGAAAUUAUGGAAGGCCUUUGGCGACACGUUUAACUGCCUGCCUGUCGCCGCGCUUAUCGGCGACCGAAUACUGGCGAUGCAUGGCGGGAUCAGCCCCGACCUGCAUUCGCUCGACCAGAUAAGAAUGCUCUCAAGGCCAACAGAGGUUCCGGAGAGCGGCCUCCUUGCCGACCUGCUCUGGUCGGACCCAACGCCGGGCCUGUCAGGUUGGGAAGAAAACGACCGUGGUGCGGGCUUCGCGUUUGGCGCGGACGCCGUCACUGCAUUCACUAAGCGACACGACCUCGAUUUGGUUUGCCGCGCGCAUCAGGUUGUCGAGGACGGCUUCGAGUUCUUCGCCGCGCGCCGGCUCGUGACGCUGUUCUCCGCACCGAACUACUGCGGCGAGUUCGACAACGCUGGAGCAAUGAUGAGUGUCGACGAAGAUAUGGUGUGCUCUUUCAAGAUAUUGAAGCCCAUGAUUCAGGGCAAGGAAAAUAUAAACAUCUCUGAGGCGCCGACGAGGAAAAUAUUCUCAUGGAAAGCAGCAAAUUUGGCUUGA
This is a messenger RNA of Mycena indigotica, 1005 nucleotides long. Its product is annotated as Serine/threonine-protein phosphatase. Gene Ontology annotation, cellular component: cytoplasm; nucleus. The record is from RefSeq and is a predicted model, not a curated record. The coding region runs from base 1 to 1005 and encodes 334 amino acids. Gene Ontology annotation, molecular function: protein serine/threonine phosphatase activity. NCBI's taxonomy places the organism in Eukaryota, Fungi, Basidiomycota, Agaricomycetes, Agaricales, Mycenaceae. The transcript has 5 exons.